Molecule: messenger RNA, 2259 nt
Organism: Penicillium digitatum Pd1
Lineage: Eukaryota; Fungi; Ascomycota; Eurotiomycetes; Eurotiales; Aspergillaceae
Product: SDR family NAD(P)-dependent oxidoreductase
Source: RefSeq, a predicted model, not a curated record
AUGGCACCCCGUUUGUUGAACAAGAUAUGUCUCAUCACCGGUACAGGCGGUAGCAUGGGACGUGCAGCAGCCCUCAAGUUUGCUCAAGAAGGUGCUAAAAUCGUCGGCUGUGAUAUAAAUACCGUUACCGAUGCAGCAACUAUCGAAGCCGUACGGGGGCUAGGUGGUGAAAUGAUAUCCAUGUCUUCAUGCGAUCUUACAAAACGUGAAAACUGCGAGCAACUUGUCGAUCUAGCCAUAAGAACCUAUGGACGCAUCGAUGUGCUGUACAAUAAUGCGGGAAUAGUUCAUAUGAGCUGGCUCGACGACGGCAAGGAUGAUGACUGGUACAAAACAAUUGACCAGGAGUUAAGCCUCGUCUACCUGUUGACUCGUGUUGCAUGGCCGUACCUGAAGGAGUCCGGUGCCUCCAUUAUCAACGUUGGCUCUGCCAACGGUUGGAUUGCGAUUCGUUCAGUGCCUGGUAUCGCCCACACAGCUGCGAAAGCUGGGGUUAUUUCCAUGACACGCCAAUUGGCCAUGGAAGGGCGUGCGCACGGUAUCCGGGCCAAUUCGAUCUCACCAGGUCUUAUCCAGACUCUGCAAACCACGUCUUUGCUUGAGAACCCUGAAUGGGCCUCAGAAAUGACACAGAAGAUCAUGGUUGGCCGCAUCGGUCAGCCAGAAGAGAUUGCGGCUGUUGCUAGCUUUCUUGCUUCAGAUGAGAGCUCCUAUAUCACUGCUGCAGACAUUCGGGUCGAUGGUGCUCUUUCCGAUGUUCUUGAGCUUCGCGAGUUGUUCGAGUCUCCCGAGCGGGCCGCGAUCUCACUCAGAAACCUCAUCACCGGUGUGGGUCCCAAUGAACGCCGUACGAUUAGUCGCGAAGAUGUUGGCUAUUACAACGCGCUCGUCAUAGCAGCAGUCUAUGAAAUUGCGAGCGAACAUGUAGACGUUAGCACCACCCAGUCAUUUCUUGCACCUUUGAGACAAUGCAUCGGGAAGUACCCAUACUUAAACGUGGUCGUCAAGGACAAGCAUACCGAGAAGCCAGCAUAUGAAGCGGUUUCUAGCAUUGAUCUCCACGAUCAUGUGUUUAUAAUCCACGAAGACGAAGCCAGUAACAAUGGCGAGACAGCAAAAAUGGAGAAGAUUCUGCCAGCCAUACUCGACCGGCCAUGGCCUGCUGAUAUCCCACCUUGGCGAAUUGUGGUCCUCCCUUUGGUGUCACCACAAGACUCCACAGCGAAGCGAUGCUUUGUCGCUUUCGCGUUUUCCCAUGCUCUCGGCGACGGCAUGGUGGGAGUUGCAUUCCACCGCACCUUCCUAGAUGCAUGGCGCCAGACUACUAGCGUGGACAAGAAUGCCUCUUUCUUAGUGACACCGCCAAGUCAAACGCUCCCGGAACCCUUUGACACACCUGAAAGGCUCCCCAUAUCCUGGAAAUUCCUCCUUGAGCCACUGAUAGCAGUUUACUUGCCAAAGUUUGUGGCCAAACUUUUUGGGCUCCGUGCAUCUGCCAGCACCCUAGAUGCCGGUACUUGGAUUGGGUCACCCAUGUUCUUCGAUCCGGCAGCUGCCCUCCAGAGUAGAGUAAGGCUCCUUGAGAUUGAGGCCCCGCUAGUCCAAAAGGCCCUGCAAACGUCAAGAAGCCAUGGCUCCAAGCUCACGGCAACGGUGCAUCAGAUGGUCGUUCGCGCGCUAAGCAGAGCCAUUCACAGCACCGACGUCACCAAUUUUGUCUCGGGGACACCUGUUGAUAUGCGAGCGUCCAUUGGGACGCCAGGUCUCACAUGGGGUCUUUUCGUAUCUGGCUAUUACGACGUACAUCCACGGGUACCGAAUGCGAAAGAGCCUGGUUUGUCCGAGGAGAGGUGGACAGCCGCGAGUUUGAUGACGCAAAAGCUCGCUGAAUGUGGUGCGAGGCUGCAAGAUCAAGCCAUUGGCCUGCUGAGAUAUGUCCCCAGCAUCCGGAAUUGGACAUUGAGUAAAAUUGGACAGAAACGGGACUCUUCAUACGAACUGAGCAACUUGCUUGCUUUCGACAACACGGGUGACGGUACAGAUCAAAAGUGCAAGGUCAGCAAGAUGGUGUUCUCGCAGCCUGGCAAUGUUACUAGCGCACCACUGGUUUUCAAUAUCAUCAGUGUCAAAGGGGGUAGCUUGAUGUGCACAGUGAGUUGGCAAGCUGGAGCCUUAGGUGUGCCGGUAGAGGAGGAAAUGUCCUUGGUUGAUGAUAUAUGCUCAUCAAUUCGUGCGGACUUUGAAGCCCUGACUGAUUAA